AUGGGAAACAAAACGAAAGGCGAAAAGUACAUCAAUGUGCUCCUCAGACCUUCGCUCCCAACUCAGCACCAGCGGCAGCGGCAGCGGCAGCAGCAGCCGCCACAGCAGUUGGCGCCGCCGCAGGAGCAGCUACCUCAGCAGCACCACCAGGAACAGCAACGCCAACAGCAGGUGCAGCAGCAGCAGCAGCAGCAGCUGGAGCAGAAGCAGCAACUUGACAUUUCCCCCAUAAACCCUGGACAAGGCAACAUCAACAAUAUUAACCCUCCCCUUGCUGCUCCUUCUGCUCCACAGCCAGCUACAACCGCUGAAGAAGCACAUACGGAAGGACCGAGUUCGAUUACCUCAGACACGCAGCAACAUCACGAGCAGAAGCAGCAGCAGAAGCAGGAGCAGCAACAGCAGCAACAGCAGCAACAGCAAGAACACCAGCAAAACAAAGGCCACCCCAAGGAGCAGCAGAUCCAGCGACAGCCGAAUCAACAACAGCAGCAGCAACAACAAAAGCAACAGAAGAGUCGACAGCAACAGCGACGGGAGCGGCAAGCAAAGGCAGCAGCAGCAGCAAAAGCAGCAACAGCUACGGCACAAGAGAGGGCAAAAGAAAACGGAGACAGCAAACACGCCAGUCCCCGCAGACACUUGCCAGAAGCACCUCCAGCAGUAGAAGCAGCGGAUACGAAUCCAGCAGCAGCUGUAGACACUAAUCCACCAGUAGCAACAGUCACUGAUCCAGCUGCAACUGCAGACACUAAUCCAGCAGCAGCAGCAGCACAAACAACAACAACACCAGCUGCAAUAGCUGCACCAGGAGCAAUAGCAGCAGCAGCAGCAUCAGCAGAACAAGGGCUAGGAGAAACAACAUCGGCAGCAGCUGCAGCAGCAAGGAGCGCAGAAGAAGAAUCAGAACAUGGAGCUGUGGAAAUUGCAGAGGAAGAACUUUUGAUAGCAGACCCAGAGACUGCAGCAGCAGCAACAGCACCACUAACAGCAGCAGAAGUAGCCGCAAUAGCAGGCUGUGGCGGGCCAUCUUUUAACGACGGCGAUAUGAGGCGGGUGGCUAGAGUUCCUAGCAGAAUCGAAGACUUCAGCUCCCUUGUUGCUGACGGAGGUAAGGGUUGCUCUGUGAUGCAGCGGGUGCUGCUGCAGCAGCUGCGUCUGCAAAAGCUAGUUGCUGCUCUCAGCCUUAAAGCAUGCGGUCCAUGGCAGCAGCAAACUGCUGCUGCUCCUGCAGAUGCUGCUGUCUCUUGUGUCCUCCUUUACUCUAUACCUCGGACACGCACCAACGGGGCACCCGGCCUACCCUGGCGUCAAGGUCGCGUUCACUAUCUUGUUGGCCCUGCGGAAGCAUUGGAAGUGGGUAUGGGAAGUGCAGCAGCUGCAGCAGCUGCAGCUGCCGCUUCUGCUGCAGCUGCCAUGGCCUCUGAGGGAGCAGUAGCAGCAGCAGCAAAAGCAGCAGCCGCAGCCGCAGCAGCAGCCGAAGUCCCUGUUGGGUGGCAUGUUUCUUCUCUUGCUCCUCUUUAUGAAGAUCCUUCUAGUGGAGAUUUGUUGCUGCUCGGUCUUCUUCCUCUAAUCCCUAAAGCAAGAAUUCUCUGCUGUUACUUCUCUGAUGCCAGCAGCAAAGUGUACGACUUCCAAUGCGGCUGUUGUGAGGAAAGGGGAAACUUCUUUCCUUCUUGUUUGUUGGAGCAGCUAGAACUGCAGCAGCAGUUCCUGCAGCAUCAACAGCAGCUGCUUCUGCAGCACCAGGAGAAGCUUCUUCAGGUUGCAUCGGCACACGAGGCGCUAGCAACGCAGCGACAGCUGCAUCACCUGCAGCACCUGCAGCGACAGCUUCCCCCGCAGCAGCAGCGACAACAGCAGCAGCAGCAGCGCCAACUCGACAUGCAGCAGCAGGAACUACAGCACCAGCAAAACCAUUGCUUCUAUACCUUACCUCCAAGAGCUCGCGUCGUUAGCAUCCGUGAUGGCCGAUUGGCUGAGGGAGACAGAUUGACGUGCUCCGGGAUUAGCGUCCGCGUGUCUGCUGCAUUUGCUGCUGCUGCUGGUGGCAAUUGGACAAGGAGCAGCGCUCAUUACAUGGACAGCCGCAGCGGCCUAUGGAUAGGGGUGCCAUUAACCCCAACAGACCCAGCUGCAGCAGCUGCUGCUGCUGCAGCUGCAGCGGCAGAACCACAACCAACACCACAACAAGCAACGCAACCAGCACAAGCACCAGCUGCAGCUGAACCACAACGAGCAGCAGCAGCAGCAGCAGGACCACCAGGUGCAGAAUCACCAGCAACAAUCGAACUAAACCCAGAACAAGCAGCAGCAGCACAAGCAGCACCAGCACCAGUAACAGUACCAGCAGCCGUAUCUGCAGCAAUACCUGAAGCAGUACCUGUAGCAGUACCAGCAGCAGUAUCAACAGUCGCACCAGCAGCAGUACCAACAGCAGAACCGACAGUACCAGUAACACGAGCAGCAGAGGUAACAACAAGAAGGAGGAAGAACGUGGAGAUGUCGUUUCUUAUGCCUGCCGAAAGAAGUCUUCGAUUUGUUCUUCAAGACGCAGAUGGAGUUUUGUAA
Molecule: messenger RNA, 2571 nt
Organism: Eimeria maxima
Lineage: Eukaryota; Apicomplexa; Conoidasida; Eucoccidiorida; Eimeriidae
Exons: 5
Coding region: 1-2571 (856 amino acids)
Biological process (GO): intracellular signal transduction; positive regulation of apoptotic process
Cellular component (GO): nucleus
Molecular function (GO): protein serine/threonine kinase activity
Source: RefSeq, a predicted model, not a curated record